Fukomys damarensis (Damara mole-rat) is the source of this 933-nucleotide messenger RNA. Its product is annotated as olfactory receptor 4B1. The record is from RefSeq and is a predicted model, not a curated record. Lineage: Eukaryota; Metazoa; Chordata; Mammalia; Rodentia; Bathyergidae. The coding region runs from base 1 to 933 and encodes 310 amino acids. Gene Ontology annotation, molecular function: olfactory receptor activity; G protein-coupled receptor activity. Gene Ontology annotation, biological process: G protein-coupled receptor signaling pathway. Gene Ontology annotation, cellular component: membrane. The transcript has a single exon.
AUGGCCGGCACAGAAAAUGUGACCGAGCUGGUCAUCACUGGGCUUUUCCGGGGUGCAGAGGUGCAGAGAGCGUGUUUUGUGCUCUUCCUGCCCGUCUACCUGGCCACGCUGCUGGGCAACGGCCUCAUCGUCCUGACGGUCAGUGUCAGUCAGAGCCUGCGCUCCCCCAUGUACUUCUUCCUGGGCUACCUGUCCCUGGUGGAGAUCUGCUACUCCUCCACUGUGGUGCCUAAAUUUCUCACUGACCUUCUUGUCGAGGUCAAAACCAUCUCCUUCCAGGGCUGCCUGGUGCAGAUUUUCUGCCUCCACUUCUUUGCUGUUGUUGAGAUUCUCCUGCUGGUGGUGAUGGCCUAUGACCGCUACGUGGCCAUCUGCAAGCCUCUGCAUUAUAUGAGCACGAUGAGACGUCAACUGUGUCAUGGCCUAGUGACUGGUACGUGGCUGGGGGGCUUUCUUCACGCCCUCAUUCAGAUUCUCAUCACCAUCCCGCUGCCCUUCUGUGGCCCCAAUGUGAUUGACCACUACUUCUGUGACCUCCACCCCUUAUUCAAGCUGGCCUGCACCGACACCUCUGUGGAGGGGAUUAUCGUGCUGGUCAACAGUGGAUUAAUCUCCCUCUUUGCCUUCCUCACCUUGCUGUGUUCCUACAUCGUCAUCCUGCUCAGCCUGAGGAACCAUUCUGCGGAGGGGAGGCGCAAGGCCCUCUCCACCUGCGCCGCUCACAUCACGGUGGUCGUCUUGUUUUUUGGACCCGCCACCUUCCUCUAUGUGCGUCCUGCCUCCACCUACACCGAGGACAAGCUGGUGGCUGUGUUUUUCACAGUCUUUACUCCCGUGCUGAACCCCAUCGUCUACACACUCAGAAACAUGGAGGUGAAAAUCGCCAUCAGGAAAUUGUGGGGCAGAAAGGCAAACUCGGGGAUGGGAAAGUAA